UGGGCGGUGAAGAGCUGACCUGAGGCGGCUCCUGGCGAAGCUCCUGUGACCGGCCUGGGUGGCUCCCAGUCUAGGACACCCAGAGGUGCAGAAGAGCAGAUGUAAGCAUGAACAUCUCAUGAACCUUGGAGGGAGUGUACUUAAGGAGCUAUGAAGUGCUAUUACCAUGACAACUGUCUUCACAUCCCUGGGGACUUUAAUGGGACACAAGUAGUCAGACUCAGGAAACAAAAAGCCAAAGGCGCUUCCUGGAGCACCAAAGCGCAACAAGGCCAGCAGUAGGAGUGCGCAGAAGCGCCGUUGCGUCCCCUUUGGGACGUAGCCUGACGUCAUCGGAGGCGGAGUUAGGGGAGGAGCCGCAACCGGCUUGGGGCGGUACUGAGCUGGGUCACGUAGCUCAGGUCCCUGACUUGGGCCACAUCCCGCCUUUCACCGUCCUUUAGUCCCCGCGUGCAAUCCUUCCGCCACAAUGCCGAUGUUCACCGUGAACACCAACGUUCCCCGCGCCUCAGUGCCAGAGGGGCUUCUCUCCGAGCUCACCCAGCAGCUGGCGCAGGCCACCGGCAAGCCAGCACAGUACAUCGCAGUGCACGUGGUCCCGGACCAGCUAAUGACUUUUAGCGGUUCUAGCGACCCCUGCGCCCUAUGCAGUCUGCACAGCAUCGGCAAGAUCGGCGGCGCGCAGAACCGCACCUACAGCAAGUUGCUGUGCGGCCUGCUGGCUGAUCGCCUGCACAUCAGCCCUGACCGGAUCUACAUCAACUAUUACGACAUGAGCGCAGCCAACGUGGGCUGGAACGGUUCCACCUUCGCCUGAGUGCUGGCCUAAUAACUUACCAGCACCGCUGUUCUUGGAGCCUUGCUGCACUCAGCGUUCUGUUUUCGUCCACACGUAGCAAUGCCCACCCUCCGACCGGGAGAAAUAAAUGGUUUAGAGACCACGGUUGCUUCUGCUUCCCUGGUUUG
Chionomys nivalis (European snow vole) is the source of this 966-nucleotide messenger RNA. RefSeq names its product macrophage migration inhibitory factor (gene Mif). The coding region runs from base 470 to 817 and encodes 115 amino acids. NCBI's taxonomy places the organism in Eukaryota, Metazoa, Chordata, Mammalia, Rodentia, Cricetidae. The record is from RefSeq and is a predicted model, not a curated record. The transcript is spliced from 5 exons. Gene Ontology annotation, molecular function: cytokine activity; phenylpyruvate tautomerase activity.